Syngnathoides biaculeatus (alligator pipefish) is the source of this 6719-nucleotide messenger RNA. It is a transcript of the gene lsamp, whose product is annotated as limbic system associated membrane protein. Lineage: Eukaryota; Metazoa; Chordata; Actinopteri; Syngnathiformes; Syngnathidae. The record is from RefSeq and is a predicted model, not a curated record. Gene Ontology annotation, cellular component: neuron projection. The coding region runs from base 220 to 1233 and encodes 337 amino acids. The transcript is spliced from 8 exons.
GAGACCGACAGGGGGGGGUGGGGGGUUAAGAGAAAUCGCAGCACUUUGGAAGGCGAAAGCUUUGCCACAUUGGUCCAUCGUGCAACCACAACACUGCACAUUUCAACCCACAAGUAUUUGACUGGACUGCGUCGGACCCAAGACGAGUGGAAAACUACUUCGAUUCAUUUAGUUUCUUUCCAUCUCUUGGAUCUACUGCGCGCUGCAGAGCUUUGAAAAAUGCUCGUCGGGCGCAAAUCGUGUUGGAGGCAGUUGCAGGCUUCGUUUUUCAGGCUGCUCUGUCUUCUGCCUACAGGAUUCCCCGUCCGGAGUGUUGAUAUGCAGAUGGCCAUCGACAACAUCACGGUCCGUCAGGGCGACACAGCCAUUAUAAGGUGUUACGUGGAUGACAAAGCCUCCAAGGUGGCCUGGCUCAAUCGAUCAAACAUCAUUUUUGCUGGUGAGGACAAGUGGUCUUUGGACCCCAGGGUCGAUCUGGUUACCAAAGGACAACUUGAGUAUAGCCUGCGCAUUCAAAAGGUCGAUGUUUAUGAUGAAGGAUCGUACACAUGCUCCAUACAAACGAAGCAGCAGCCGAAGCCUUCAUUGGUGUAUCUCAUCGUACAAGUUCCAGCAAACAUCUACAAGAUGUCAGAAGACAUGACGGUGAAUGAGGGCAGCAACGUCACACUCAGUUGCCUGGCCAGUGGCAGACCAGACCCAUUAAUUACCUGGCGGCUGCUCAACCCUUCAGCUGAGCCCCUGGAUGGAGAGGAGUACCUGGACAUUAUUGGUAUCAUGCGAACUCAAGCAGGUCGCUAUGAAUGCAAGGCCAGCAAUGAUGUUGCCACACCUGAUGUCAAAUAUGUCAACGUGAUUGUUAACUACCCUCCAACAAUUAAAAAAACCCAAAGCUCAGAGGCCCAGCUUGGUCGCAUGGGGACGUUACUGUGUGAAGCUACUGCUGUCCCCACACCAGAAUUUGAAUGGUACAGGGAUGAAAGAAGGGUGUCCAGUGCGCAGGGCCUCAAUAUCCAAGUUCUUGGAACUAGUACUGUUCUCAUGAUUCCAAGUGUCACUGAAGAGGAUUAUGGGAAAUAUACCUGUGUGGCCUCAAACCGACUGGGGGUCCAAAAUUCCAGUCUCUUCCUCUACAGACCCGGAACAGGCCGAGAUAUCAACGGCUCAGCUUGUGUAUGCCACUCAGUGUGGCUCCUGCUGGCCUGCAUCACCUGCCUUCUCUUCAAGUGUUAAUACCUCUCCUCUUCCACCUCCUCCCACUUGGCCUUUGACCCUCCCAUUCACUUUAUCGCUGACUCACCGACAUCCUUAUUGCUACACCGACCUUACCGCCACCAGACUGUUUGCAUCAUUACAAACACCUUACAUGCUGUCAAGUACUGCUUUCAAAUAUUACGUCUGGUAAUGAGUACGACAUGAUAGACGAGCGAGAGGAAAAAAAAACGAUACGAAGGACAGAACAAGCAAACUGUGCUUUUUUAACAAGUUGUGUUGCUCCUUUUAAUACGUAAGCACUUCUUUGUUUCUGCUUUCUGCAGAUGCUUUAGACAUUGUCGUACUUGUGUGUUCAUAGAAUUGAACGCAAAGGUAUCCCACUUACGAGGAUGCCAGCAAUCAUUUGUCUGUAGAAGAAGUGAGUUGGAUUAUGUCCAGUUAAACAGAUGAUUUUUCCAAGUGCAUUAAUGAGUCAGAAUAAUCUGCCAAAUUUGAAAUGAUAGGUUAGUGCAAGUAAGAUUUGUGUUAUUGUCUGGACAUCAAGUACACUCCAUUCAAAGUAUAAAUUGAUCUGGUGACAAACACCAAUAACCAUAUUUUGUGAAUUUGCAACCUUUUUUUCAGCUCUCUGUUUUUGUUCCAACCCUAACACAAUCGUCCGAAACAGCCUAUUCUCAUGAGAAAUUAUUUGGAUGUCAGGUAAAAAUUCAAGCAUGAGUAUACAGUAUGUUCUAGCAACAGUAAACUCAUAUGACAAUUCUGAGAUGCAAGUUGUUGAAAAUGCCUGUCAUCAUUUCUAUGUAAGAGAAAAACAUUGGUAGAGCAGGAAAAACAGAAGACAUGCACGUAUUCAUAAUCAAAAUAAGCAACCAGUGAAGUAUUCAUUGACUACGCCAACGGAGACACAUUACCGAUAUGAAAUUCUAAAGGCACAUACAGCAUAUGGAAAAGAUACUUUUGGAAAAGACCCAGUAAAUAAGUACUGUAAUUUCUUCGUUAUAAUGUGCACCCACAUCACAAUGCAUGAUUUUGCUUCUACUCAUAUGAAGAAAAACAUGAAGUAUUAUCUGUAUUUUGUUAGUAUUUUCCAUUAAUUAUUCUGAAGUUAAGCACUUUAAACAUGUAGUACUUACUUUUUAUUUAUUUGGUAUUAUUUUGAAAUUCACAGCCCUACUUUUAUUUAGUAAAUAAUACAACACACAGUUGUGCUUCUGUGCUUGGUUACUCAGACAGAAUUUGUAAGAUGUGCACAAUUAGCAAAGCAAAACAUAACCAUAAAGAAAUUGAUGGCUGUUGUUCAGUCAUCAGUCGUAUUUAGAAUAAUCACAACAAUGUUUCACUAAUUCUGCUUGGCUAUGUAAACAUAUGAGCACAAUUGUACAUAUAUGUGGUCAUACAUGUGCCUGUCAUAUUGGAACGAAAGUGCAGGCUACACCUUUUUCAUAACCUCUUGUUGGUGGUGGCAUUUGGGAAUGAAAGUGUACAUCUUUUUUGGUAACAUCUACAUGGCAGCAUACUUUUAUAAAAUGUGAAAGUCGUUUUUUUUCUCAAUUUUUCCCUAUACCUUUGUAAUAUCCACAUGAGAGGCUUUGUGAAAAAAAUAGGGGUGGGAAAUGUGCAUUAUAAACAAGAACAUACAGUAGUUGUUGGAAUGUCGCUUUGCAAGACGACAUAAACUACUGUUGUGGCAACAACACUACAGUAUGUCAUUUUCAGUAGUCUCUGUGGGUCCACGUCAUUAUUUUUUUUUUUACAUGUAUAUGAAGUGAAAGGUUUCACUUUUCUCUAGCUCUUUAUUUUCAAACUGUAUACAUUGCAUGCAUGUGCAAAUCUAUGAAGUCCAUCUUUAACACACUCUUCUGCUAAUAUAGCGGACAACAUUUCAAAGCAGUAUUGGUAUUUGCUUAGUUAGUUGGAAGUUCUUCUUUUUUUCAAGAUUUAACUGUUCUACAAAAUUUACUGUAUUUACAAAAGUUGAAGAUUAGACAAGAAACAACAAACCUGUAUAUCUUCUACCAAUUUUAGAUUGGAUUUUAUACAAAUCCUCAAUGUUUCUCAUGAGACAUGGCUGAACAAAAUUCACAGUAGGUCCUAAUUUAACUUAAUGUACAUAGCAACAUUUUGUAUUCCUCUGUGAUGAGCCAAGCAGAGCUACUUGUUGCAUUGUCUGUUCGAUGAGCAUUCCAUUGGCCGUUGGCCUUCAUUUCCAGGCAGCUUGAAGCUGCACAUUUAGCUCCAUGUGGUAAACUACACCACCUGCUCUUAGGUCAUUUUUUAAAUCUGCUGUUACAGAACAAAAUGUAUGACUCAAUGAAUGACUCUCUUUAACAUUUUCUCUUUCAAAAAACUGGGUGAAGUUCUACAGAAAAGUCUUUGCGCUGCUGCUGUUUUUGUGUACCUCAUUCAUUUUAGUAUCAUGUAUGACGGGUUAGCAAGUUCCAUGACAUGGCAAUUUGAAAUUUUCUUCUCAAUGCAUCGGCCAUUUCCAACUUUAACGCAAAUUCAUAUUGGUACACAAAAUAAAUAUUAAAACAUUUCCAACAUACCUGAACACGGCACGGUCAAUUGACGUAAACCGCUCGCUGUUCUGAAAAUCUUCUCGUGCCCUCGUCUCAAAAAUACAGGUCAACGUGAAGUUCGGUAGGCAAGAUUCUCACAACAUACCGUAUAUAUACAGUAUAAAAUGACAAGUAAAAUUUGUCAGUGAUGGAUCACUUCUUCAACUGGGAAGGAAUCAAUCAUUUUGAGUUUCAUUGAAUAAAACAAGAUUCAAUUAUUAUUAUUAUGAUUAUUACGACAUGAUUAUUAUCUGAUUAUUUUAAGAAAAAAAAAUAAAGAAAAUGUUUUGUUUUAACCUGCCUUGCGUACAUUGGCAGUGAAAUGACAGUCCCAGCUUACAAAAAUUCAAAACGAGAGCAUCAAAUUUGAAUGUUUCCUUGGAUCGUGCUCUUCCACCAGUGUCAAACUCAAGCUCCAGGGGCCAGAUCAGGCCCACUACAUAAUUUAUAUGUGGCCUGCGAAAGUAAAUCAUGUCUAUCAACAUCAAUGAUUUUUGUUGAAAUCCGUACCAAUAUUUCAAAUAGUGUUUUUAUAGAUAUUGCAAGCAUUUUUUGUUACCAAACAUCCACAAUAGUUGAAAAACCCAUUACUCUUGAGUUCUGAUUAAAAAAAUUGUUCUUGAAUUUCAUGUGUAAAUAUGAUGAGGCAUUUAAAGAUAUUCAUGGUUUCAUAGUCAUUACAGCCCUCUGAGGAAAAGCGUAACUACAAUGUGGUCCGUGACUAGAAUGAGUUUGACACCCCUGUUCCAACAUCACAUCUUCUCUACAUAGCAGCUGAAAACCCUUUCAAGAGCUUUGUAUUUACGAUGGUAGACAAAACCAUUGUCAUGGUUGCUGUUUUGUUUCUUAUGUUUUCUUACCGAAUCUUGUGUUCAGCUCAGGUCCCUCACAUACUGUUUGGUCACAUUUCAACUGCGGUGACAACUCAAAGGAAAGUACUGUAAAACAUUUGUGUAUUUACACUGAUUGGAUGCUGGAGUGCUUAUAGCUGGCCGCUCCAGUUUUGAUUUCAAGCUAUAGGAACUAGGUUUAAAAAAAAACAAAAAAAAAAAACAAAAAAACACUUACAUGAUCAUUCGCACAUGUACCAGUAAGAGAAAAAAAAUCUUAACAUAACACCUUUUCAAUGUGUUUAUCAUGUCACACAGCUUUUUUUGACCGCAGAAAUAACUUCAUUAUCUUAACAACUUUCACGUUGGGUAACUGAAAUCCUAAUGUUAAGCGUGAUGUUUCGCUUUUUGAAGUCGAACUUUAAUUUACAAAGAUUACAAGAGUGACGUUCUCGUGUCGCAUCCUGCUAGGUUCAUCUGCAUCACCGAAUUGGAGGACAGCUGACAUUUGCCAGUAACUGAAUAAGAAAUUCCUAAAAGUGAAUAAUUGAUCUUGCAUGAAGAAGCCAAGUAGAGAACCUAAGAAGAUGAUGAAGUUCCAAUUAACAAUUUUUGCAUGACACAAAAUCACAAACAAACGGGUGUAUCUUCCUGAAGGAUCCUUUGACAGGUAGCCUCGCAGUCUAACUAACACCCAAAGUGCCAUUUUAGCAAAUUAAGAAGAUUCCAGACCAACUUAACCACCAUUUGCGCAAUCGCAUAUACACACAUAAGUACCACAAAUUGUUGCUAGAAAGCUAUAAAAGUAAUAAUACUUCAUUUUUAUUGAUAUGGUGCAAUAUUAAAUGAACUGUAUAUUUAUUAUUGUGUGUGUAGUUUGCAGAGGUGCAGAAUGACACUGCCUCAUACUGAGAGUUGCUUUCAACAUUUAAUUGUUCUAACUGGUUUCCUCCUUGAGCCACAUGAUUAAAUGCAAAAAUAUGACACAAGUCUCAGUAUGAUGUAGUACACUUUCAUAACAUGAUAGACCAAACCACAAUAAUGAACAUAUUCAUUUAAUACCUUUCUUACAGUCAAUGAAAACUGAGCAUGAGUAUUUUUUGUAACGGCAGGAAUAUUUGCUACAGCUCUUGUUGGAUCUUAUUCAAAGUGGUUGUAACCUUGUGGCUUUUUUGUGUAUUUCCAUUGUGUAGUUCACAAAAAUGAUCCGUUGAUAAGAUGUAUGCGCUCUUUGAGUAAAUGCUGUUUUUAUUUUGGUGUCACAGAACCCCAUGAAUAGUAAUAAUUGAGAUUUAAUUUGUUGGUCAAAUAGGUUAAUUUCCAAAUCUCCAAGGUAUUAAGAUGAUGAUGCUAUUGGAGACGAAUGGCAUAUUGACAUUUUUUUUUUUUUUAAUGCACACCUCAUUCGAUCAAGACAUUGCGUAUCCUGAUUAGGGCAGUGUUCACCCUGGACUGGUUCCCAGUCCUUCACAGGGUACACAGCAUGUAGACCAACAAAAACACACCUAUAUGAAAUUUGCAGUCUUCAGUUUACCUGCCGUACGUGUUUAUGUCCUGAUACCACCCAAAACAGGAAACGCGUGUGACGUAUAAUCACUUCAUUGAUCUUUUUGUGUCUUCAAACACAUUGGCAACCUUGUCAGCGUUUUACAAAUCACAACUGCUGAACUUGACACGAGGCAUGUGGCAAGCAAAGGUGAAAGUGUGACUAACCUUUCUAAUUCUUUCUUUCUCUCCUCUAUGUGUAUAUACAGUGUGACGUUUCUACAGUAGGAUGUUGUAAAAUCAGCAAAGCCUAUAAGUGCAAGAAUUCUAUCUGAAAGUAAACCUAUGACAUUUGUACUUAAGAAUCAAUCAAGCAUUAAGGAACAGCAACGUCUCACAUUUGUCUAUUUUACUUAACUUUAUGAUGGCAUAAGGUGAUUGCAGUUUCUUAAAAAAAAAAGCUAUGUAAUAAAGAUACAUGAGAAUAUGUUCAUAAAAGAGAAUAAAAGUUGUUUGAAAUCAGUGUUAUGUAUUUAACUGUGACUAGCUAUGUUGUGCAACUUUUGGAGGAGCCACACAGAAUCUUAAAUGAAACUGUUGUGUUUAUUACCAUGUAACAUGCUAAUAAAAC